CGGCGUUUAUUUAUGGCGAAAAUCCGAAAAAAAACCAAAACAAUGUUUACGAGUGUGUGCUGGAGAGCAGUGUGGAUGGAUGUGGCCAAAAGUCAUCGUCGUCUGUUCGACCACUCCAUUCAUCCAUCCAUUCAUGGAUGCUAUGAUGGUUGCUCCCCAUUUAGUAGCUUCAGUUUCUUUAUAAAAACCUUAAAUUUUCAAAAUUUGCAUUACAGUUUAAGUGUGGAUACGGAACUGAAAACAGCAAGCGAAUAAAUUAACAAAAACAAAACUUAUAAAACGAAAAAUUCAAUUCUCAAAAAAAUGAAAGCUUUAUGCCUGAUUUUAGUGUCAACCUUGGUGGCAUUGACCUACGGUUAUUCGGCCAUGCCUCGCUAUUAUGAAGACAUGAUUGCAGCCAACAAUAAAGAAGUCUUCAAAAGGCAAGCUCAUCCCCGUCAAUAUUCUCAAAGUUCAUCGUCAGCCUAUGGCUCGGGGGAAAAAGAUGCCCAAAUCUUGCGCAGUGAUUCUCAUAUGUCGGAUGAUGGCAGUUAUUACUACGAAUUUGAGACCUCCAAUGGCAUAAAGCAGGCCGAACAGGGAGCUUCCGAUGGUUCGGUGCAAGGCUCUAGCUCUUACAUAUCUCCCGAGGGCAUUGAGAUUAAGACCACUUAUGUAGCCGAUGAAACUGGUUAUCAUCCCGUUGGUGAUCAUAUUCCCAAGAUUCCCGACUACAUUUUACGUUCCCUGGAGUAUAUACGCAAUCAUCCCUAUAAGGAGAAGGAUUACUAUACGGGCGAAGUGAAAGAGGCCACAUUUAAUACGAUUCGUAGAGUAGCAGCUCCACGUCAUCAGCAGCAAUAUAAUGUUUUCUAGAUUUAUUAGAAGAUUGGUUAUAACCCUUCCCCACCACAUUCCAUAUCAUGUACAUAUGUAUAUACAUAGUGAAGAUUGUAUAAGUAUAUAAUUUAUUGUUAAAAACACCACUACUCCAAAAAAAAAGAGCGAAAAAAUUUAUAUAACGAAAAAUAAAAUAAAAUAUUCAGUA
Molecule: messenger RNA, 1027 nt
Organism: Stomoxys calcitrans (stable fly)
Lineage: Eukaryota; Metazoa; Arthropoda; Insecta; Diptera; Muscidae
Gene: Pcp
Product: pupal cuticle protein
Exons: 2
Coding region: 304-855 (183 amino acids)
Cellular component (GO): chitin-based extracellular matrix
Molecular function (GO): structural constituent of chitin-based larval cuticle
Source: RefSeq, a predicted model, not a curated record